AUGAGUUUGGAAGAAAGGAACAGGAAGGUAGCGGAAACUUUUGAAAAAUUCAAAAUUGACGAAUGGGGCAAAGACAAAGAUGUUAAGCAUCAAGUGUCUCGUGCGAAGCGCAGCAAAGCGCUCGGUAGCCGCGCCUUCCGCGGCAGCACUGUUUGGUUCACAGGGCUCAGCGGCGCCGGCAAGACCAGCAUUGCAUUCGCACUCGAGGCGUACCUUGUCUCUAAAGGUAUCCCAGCGUAUGGUCUUGACGGAGAUAACAUCAGGACUGGUCUAAAUAAGAACCUGGGCUUCAGUAAAGAAGACCGAGAAGAAAACAUCAGACGUGUGGCAGAGGUAGCCAAACUGUUUGCGGACAGUGGGGUCGUGUGUUUAUGCAGUUUUGUGUCACCUUUUGCUGAGGAUCGUGAGGUGGCUCGUCGCAUCCAUACAGAUUCACAGCUGCCAUUCUUUGAAGUAUUUAUAGACACGCCUCUCGAUGUCUGCGAACAGAGAGAUACUAAGGGUCUCUAUAAGAAAGCCAGGGAAGGACAAAUCAAGGGCUUCACCGGUAUUACCCAGGAAUAUGAAAGACCGGACGCACCGGAGCUGGUUAUACAAACCGUUGGCAGGACCAUCGAGGAAUCCACAAUGGAAGUUAUUUCUCUACUCGAAUCACAGGGUAUUAUACCACGUUACGAGGCGAGGAAUCAAGAAGUGGAAGAAUUAUUUAUAUAUGGCAACCGGCUCAGUAGCGCCAUCGAGGAGGCGGCCACACUGCCGCAGAUACAUCUCACUGACUUAGAUCUGCAGUGGGUGCAAGUACUUUCUGAAGGUUGGGCGUAUCCACUCAAAGGAUUCAUGCGAGAAACAGAAUACUUACAAGCUCUGCAUUCGAACUGCCUGACGCUGGCGGACGGUUCCGUGGUGAACCAGUCGGUGCCGGUGGUGCUGGCGGUGUCCACCAGUGUGAAGGAGCAGGCGAGCGGGGCGGCGGCGCUGGCGCUGGUGCACGCGGGGCGCGCGCUCGCCAUACUGCGCGCUCCUGAGUUCUACCCGCACAGGAAGCAGGAGAGAUGCUGCAGGCAGUUCGGCAUAUACCAUACUGGACAUCCUUAUAUCAAGAUGAUCGAGGAGUCAGGCGAGUGGCUGGUGGGGGGCAAGCUGGAGGUGUUCGAGCGCAUCAUGUGGCACGACGGCCUCGACUCGUACCGCCUCACCCCCAACCAGCUGCGCCGCAAGUUCCUGCAGCUCGGAGCUGAUGCUGUCUUCGCCUUCCAGCUCCGCAAUCCCAUCCACAACGGACACGCACUGCUGAUGCAGGACACACAUCGCCAGCUCCUAGAGAGAGGCUUCAAGAAACCUGUGCUCUUACUGCAUCCAUUAGGCGGGUGGACGAAGGACGACGACGUGCCGCUGCAGGUGCGCAUCUCUCAGCACAAGGCGGUGCUGGCGGAGCGCGUGCUGGAUCCUGACUCCACCGUGCUCGCCAUCUUCCCCUCGCCCAUGAUGUACGCCGGACCAACGGAGGUACAAUGGCACGCGAAGUGUCGUAUGAACGCGGGCGCUAACCACUAUAUAGUGGGUCGUGACCCCGCCGGCCUCCCGCACCCUGAGGGUAGCGGCGACCUCUACGACCCUCGCCACGGAGCCAUGCUGCUCACCAUGGCGCCCGGACUCAACGAUCUUGAGAUAAUUCCAUUCCGUGUGGCGGCGUACGACACCUCGGUGGGCAAGAUGGCCUUCUUCGACCCCACCAGGAAACAGGACUUCGACUUUAUAUCCGGCACCAGGAUGAGAGGCCUAGCUAAAGCCGGCAAGGAACCGCCCAAUGGCUUCAUGGCGCCCUCCGCAUGGAAAGUAUUAUCAGAAUAUUAUCAAUCUAUCAAAUCUAAAAUGGACACAAAUUAAUACGUAUAUCAUUUCCUAUUGGAAUACAAAAAGUACGGUGAUACUUAAGUAUUAAAUAUUUUCAUUUA
This is a messenger RNA of Papilio xuthus (Asian swallowtail), 1955 nucleotides long. RefSeq names its product 3'-phosphoadenosine 5'-phosphosulfate synthase (gene Papss). The transcript has 14 exons. The record is from RefSeq and is a predicted model, not a curated record. Gene Ontology annotation, biological process: sulfate assimilation; 3'-phosphoadenosine 5'-phosphosulfate biosynthetic process. Gene Ontology annotation, molecular function: ATP binding; adenylylsulfate kinase activity; sulfate adenylyltransferase (ATP) activity. Bases 1 to 1887 code for a protein of 628 amino acids. NCBI's taxonomy places the organism in Eukaryota, Metazoa, Arthropoda, Insecta, Lepidoptera, Papilionidae.